Molecule: messenger RNA, 4001 nt
Organism: Quercus lobata
Lineage: Eukaryota; Viridiplantae; Streptophyta; Magnoliopsida; Fagales; Fagaceae
Exons: 3
Coding region: 749-3886 (1045 amino acids)
Molecular function (GO): ADP binding
Source: RefSeq, a predicted model, not a curated record
AUCUCUGACUUUGAGGCUCUAGUUUUUCAGCGUAAAGCUUUAUGAGUUUCACUCCAAGCUUUAUGAGUUUCACUCCAAGCCUUCAAGGUUUAAGAGUUCAAGAAUCUUGCUAGAAGAGAACAGGGUUUUGAUUGCUUUUUAAACGAGUAUUGAUAGUUUUAAAGCAUUUUGGAGAUUUGGGUGUUGAUUUUUAUAUAUGGGUUGGUUCUGUUCUGGAAAUUCAUGGUUGUUGAUGGGUGGAUGGUGAUCAUUGCAAAAUGGGCAUGGUUGGUUGGCGAGUUUAUGUCUAUUAGGUGGAAAUUGAUUCUGAUUGCAAGUUUAUUCGAUGGAAAUCAACCACAUUACAUUCCUUUUUCUAUGACUGGUCUUUGUUUGUUGUAUGGAUUUGUCAGACUGCAAAAGAGAGGUGGAAUUAUUGAAAUUUGCUAAAGAAGGUGUUUUAAAUGCUGUGAGGAACUUCUUUGAGCAUAAUUUUGUAUUUAUCUUCCAUUCAGUCAGAUUGGGUUAUCACUGUAGCUGGUUCAAAUCCAGGUCCUUGGUGAGCAUAUGAGAAUGUGAUCUCAAUAUUUUUAAACCAUUAAAAUCCAUAACCAACCAAUAAGGAAAUCCCCAUCACAUACAUUUCACAUUGAGGAUCGAUUAGGAUAGUCAUCAAGGCUUCUUUGAAUCUCUUUGAUCAUUGUUUUGAGCACAUAUUUUUCAUUAGUGAUUAUAUGGAAUAACAGGUAGCAAGUUGAUUCAUGUGGCAAUGGAUGCUUUGGAAUUUAUUUCUUCAGCAACACAGAUAGUGUCAAGUAUGGUAGGGGCUAUUAGUGCAUUAAAACAAGCCUCUUGGGAUCUUGAUGAAGCUCCAAAGCGAAUCAAAAGCCUAGAGGAGUUUGUGUGCGAUCUUGAGAAUUUGACACGCAGAAUAAAGCAAAAGCAUGUCUACAAGCUUCAUAACCCUCAAUUGUAUCACCAACUUCAAAGCUUAAAUGCCCUGGUCCAACGGCUUCAUCCAAAUAUCACAAAGGCAAGAGGGAUUGUGUCAAGCAGUAAGCGGAAGAGCCUGGCUAAGAUAGUACAGAAUUCUGUAGCUGGGGACCCACUUGGGAAACUAGCAAGCGCAAUCAGGGGUGACUUAAACUGGUGGCUUGAAUCUCAAAGAUUGAUGCAAGAUGCUGAGAAGGUAAUAGAAUCCACUGCACAACACAUCCCAGCUCGAUUAAAAAUAAAUACUGAACAUGAGUACCCAAUAUCUAGUAAAUGUAAUCUAACAAGGAAUUUACUAGAACAAGAGGGUUCUCAUCGGGUCAUUCUGAUUGUUGGGUUAUCUGGUAUUGGGAAGUCAUGUAUGGCCCGUCAAGUGGGUUCUGAUCCACCUGCUGAAUUUGUGGAUGGCGCAGUUCAACUUGGCUUUGGACAAUGGUGUAGUAGGGCUGCCUGUAACGGAAACAGGGCUGAAUAUCAGAAGCGUUUAGCAAGAAAAUUUUGUAAAUUUUUGGUGCAGAUUGGAUUUUGGAAUAAGAUUGAGGAUGAGAACACUGGAGAUCUUGAAUAUAUAUGUUGCUUGCUUCAAGAAGCCUUGUGUGGGAAGAGCAUUUUGAUCCUUCUUGAUGAUGUAUGGGAGCAGGACAUUGUGGAGCGAUUUGCAAAGCUGUAUGAUAAUGAUUGCAAGUACUUAGUGACAACAAGAAAUGAAGCUGUCUAUGAAAUUACAGAAGCUGAGAAAGUAGAAUUAGGCAAAGAUGACACAAUGGAAAUGAGCAAGGCAAUCCUUCUGUACCAUAGCCUCCUUAGUGAGGAGGAGUUGCCGAGUGUAGCAGAAAGCUUGCUUGAGCGCUGUGGCCACCACCCUCUUACAGUUGCUGUCAUGGGUAAGGCUCUUAGGAAAGAAAUAAGAGCUGAGAAAUGGGAGAAGGCCAUCACAAAUUUAUCCACCUUUGCCACAUGUGCACCUGGUCCUGUCUCAUAUGUAAAUGAGAAAGAAGCUGAGAACACAUUAACCAUUUUUGGGUCAUUUGAGUUCAGUCUAGAAGCAAUGCCUGGAGACUCAAGAAAGCUCUUCAUAGCUCUUGCUGCUCUUUCAUGGGCAGAACCUGUACCUGAAGCUUGUUUGGAGGCCAUUUGGUCGGUUCUUGGGCAGGAGAUGAUGUUUCCUCUCAUAGUCUGUAAGCUUGUUGAAGGCUCCCUGCUGAUGAAAACUGAUACAGAUCCCUUGUAUCAAGUGCAUGACAUGGUUUCACUAUACCUUGACAGCAAGACAAAUGAUUCAGUUGUGUUUCUUGUAAAAGAAUCUAGUGAUGAAAACAAAGCAUUGAUUUGCCCUUGGCUUUUUAUUUUUGGGAAAGAGAGUGUCAAAAGAAUUUCCGAGCAAAAGAUAGAGACAUUCCUCAGUGUUUUCGAAGAAAAGCAGGCUGUCACCACCAUAGAAGCAAUUAUCAAGGCGCUAAUGGCUAGCAAAACCAUCUCCGAUUUUGAAGCUAGCAGAGCAACCUUUGUUGGCAUAUUGGGACCUAGAAUUGAAGGCCUGAUAUCGUCCGGUUCACAGGGUCUUGUUGCAGUGUCUGCAGAAGCUAUCACAAAUAUAUUCAAUAGAAGUGACUAUUGCAAUUACUUUCCAUCAUUUGAAAGUACUGAUGCAGUUGAGAAGCUGUCAAUGAUACUAGAAAACUGUGAGGACCCCAAGAUCCAAACUAACAUUUCAAUUGUCCUUGCAAAGCUUGCAGAAUUUGGAAGUUCCGAGACAGUCAAUAAGGUGCUUCAGAGUAUUCACUUUAACCAACUGGCUGAUUUGCUCUCUCCAGAUGCCGAGGAAUGGCAUGAGAGCAUGUUCACAAUAUUGAUGUCGUUGACCAUAGCUGGAAAGUCAAAAGCUGUUGAGAGAAUGAUUGCUUGUGAAAUUGAUAAAAAUCUAAUUAAACUUCUUGAGAAUGGAACUGAAGUAGUGCAACACCAUGCCAUUGUAACAUUGAAGGCAUUUUAUGAGCUAGGAGGCUGUCCUACAAAUGGCUCUCUUCAGCCCGCUAAUCUGAACCUUUUGCCAUGGCAAGUGAGGCUUUGUUUAGAAAGAUUUGUUUUGUCAGACCAGAAUGUUACCCUUUCAACAAAGCCACAAACUUUAGAAGAUCUCAUCCACAUGGUACUUGACAGCAAUUACAAGCAGGUAACGGAAGCAAUGCAAGAGCUCAUACCAAUUGUUGAGAAAGCAGGGAACCCCAAAAUCAGUGACAUGAUUUUAAACAGCCCCCUCAUCAAAAGGCUUUCUGAACUUUUGCAAAGUGGAAACUCACAACAGAGCUCAAUGAAAUCUGAAUCUGCCUUUUUAUUAAUGAAACUAGCAUGCGCUGGUGGAGAACCUUGCAUUAAGAAAUAUCUAGAGUAUGAUAUUAUUCCUGAGCUAGUCAAGAUGAUGCAGUGCACCAUUGUGCAGCAUCAGGAUGCAGCCUAUACAGCUCUACACCAGAUGCUGUUUGGCAGUGGUGGGGUCCUGGUUUUAAAGAAUAUCUUUCAGAUGGGUCUUAUAGAGAAGAUGGCUCACUCAAUUGAAAGCAAAUCAAUGAAAACGCGGGAAAUCAACGUGCACUGUCUUUUAGAUAUUGUUGAGUUGGGAAACAAAAAAUGCUUGGAGCGGAUGUUUUCUUUGCAAGUAGUGGAGAAGCUUGCAAAGUUAGAAAAACUGAGUGGGGGUUCUGGUGAAACUAUGGUUGGAUUUCUCAAGGGAAUUGAUAAGUGCAAACAUCUUUCGCAAGCAGAGCGUAAGGUUAUGAAGCAACAAGUGGUUAGAAAAGUGAGGGUUGCCAUGAAAGGCCAUAAAUUUGAAGCCCGAAUUUUAGCAGCUUUAGAUGCUUGUGCAUCUGAAGGACCAAUAAGAGGAGCCAGUAGUAGUGGUAGUGGUAGAAAGUAGAAACAAAAACUUGUAGAUUCUAGUCAGACUAAAGAGGAAAGAUAUACUAUGAGCCUGCUUCUUUGGCUCAAGGCCCUUUGCUUAUUACAAUACAUUGAUGAAUACACAUGAAUUA